This is a messenger RNA of Lycium barbarum (goji berry), 623 nucleotides long. RefSeq lists its product as uncharacterized. Bases 185 to 481 code for a protein of 98 amino acids. The record is from RefSeq and is a predicted model, not a curated record. The transcript has a single exon. NCBI's taxonomy places the organism in Eukaryota, Viridiplantae, Streptophyta, Magnoliopsida, Solanales, Solanaceae.
AUAAAAACUACUAUUUGAUAACUACAAGCACUAGCAACUCCACCAUCAAAAAGAGAAACUAUUCCAUCAACUUGUUCCAAUAUUUCUAUAAUUGUUCUUCAAAAACCCCUAUAAAAAAUCUCCAUAAAAAACCUAACAAGAAAAAUAACACAAACAAACCCUUUUCACCCCUUAUAUAAUUAUCAUGUGGAGUGUAUUAGUAACAAUGAGACAAAAUUUGCAAAAUAUGGGAAAAAGUCCAAGAGUUGCUGAUGAAAAUAUGACUAGUAAUGGAGCUGGUAGAUCAACAAGGCAACAUAAUUGGCAUGGAUUUUCGAUUAUUUGUGGCGUUUUUCGCGCACCACUUUCGUUGUUUUCCUGCUUAAAUCAUCCUCGGAUCAACGGGACAGAUGGAGUUUGGGUGUCUGGUGAAUUUUCACAGAUUUCUGAAAUGAAUCAUCUUAUGGUUAGUGAUAGUAUGCGUUAUGCAAUCUUGAUGUAAAAAGAAGAAGAAAAAGAAAUGGUAAGAAAUGAUAUGAAAGUUUAGUCAUGAUAAGACUAUUUUUUUGUUGGUUGUGUUUUGGGGAUUAUAGUUUUGUAUCAUAGAGUAAGGAUUAUAAGCAUAAAACUUUCAUCUUUCUCUA